Salmo salar (Atlantic salmon) is the source of this 4065-nucleotide messenger RNA. RefSeq names its product F-box and leucine rich repeat protein 9 (gene fbxl9). Gene Ontology annotation, molecular function: protein binding. Gene Ontology annotation, cellular component: SCF ubiquitin ligase complex. Gene Ontology annotation, biological process: SCF-dependent proteasomal ubiquitin-dependent protein catabolic process. The record is from RefSeq and is a predicted model, not a curated record. NCBI's taxonomy places the organism in Eukaryota, Metazoa, Chordata, Actinopteri, Salmoniformes, Salmonidae.
GUUACGUCAGAGGGUUUGUUUUGAUCUGCAGUCAGCUGAGGGACCAUCUGUGGCGCUGGCAAUGUGAAGAGGGUGAUGACAUCUUCGUGCUCUAAAUUAAAUAACUGUUGAAGUGAGAAUUGAAAUGCAUCAAAAGAGCUCAACUUGGCGAACCAGGUCUGAUUGGGACGUGAAUGAAUGAAUGAAACUUGCAAGACUGAAGAUCGCGAGCUAAUGUAAUGAUUAACUAAACUAGCCAGAGAGGAAGCUAGUUAGCUGGAUAGCUACCGUUAACGUUAGUUAGCUGACAGCACUUGAUGUCGUAGCUAGCUCAUCAGCUAAAAUCGGAAUUGAAAAUGCUUGACAGAUAUUGACAUGAUCAAUAUAGUGGACUACACUCAAUCUUGUAAUCCAAGGAUGUGACUGGGGAUGAGAGAAAUAACCAUGGAAACGCCUGAGUUACCUCUUGAGAUCGUCACCUACAUCCUAAGUUUCCUCAAAGCUUCAGACAGGAAGGAAGCCUCUCUUGUCUGCUGGAGCUGGUAUGAUGCGAGCCAAGACCUCCAAUUUCAGAGGAAUGACACCUUCAAGUUCCCAGCCUCUAUCUCCUCCCUGGAUCUGAUCCGGGGCCUGAGUAGGCGUUCCCGCUGCAGCCUGGUCAUAAGCCAUCUGGAUGGGUCCAGUGUGUCCCGGGCUGUGCUUCAGGAGAUAGGGCUCCAUCUAGGCCCUCGGCUGGAGAGCCUGGCCCUGCCAGGAAGCAGCGUGACCGAGUCUUCCCUCCUGGCCCUGCUGCCCCACCUGACCGCCCUGCGCAGGCUUGACCUCCGUGGCCUGGACAGCCUCUUCAUGUCUGGAGCCUUCCUGUCUAAAGAAGAGCACCGCCAGCAGGUGCGGGUAGCUUUAGCAGGUCUUGAGGAGCUGGAUCUCUCUGACCUGCGCUACCUAUCAGACCUCACUUUCAACCGACUCACGGGCUGCACUCUCAGACUUCGCCGUCUCUCCCUGGCUGGCUGCCACAUCGCCUUUGAGUUUGACCCGUACCGUGGCUGCCCCGUGGGGCCUGACUCCUCUGCCCUGCUCUCCCUACGGAACCUGCGCAGGCUGCUGCAGGAGCAGGCCUCCACCGUGCGGGGGCUGGACCUGAGCAGAACUAGCAUCACCCCAGAGUCGCUGCGCUCCGUGGCUCAGGUAGGGGGCCUGUCUCUAGAGGAGCUGCGUUUGCGGGGCUGCAAGGAGCUGACCGACUACUCUGUGGAGGUGCUCUGCAAGCACCAGCCUGGCCUCCGGAUCCUGGACCUCAGCGCCUGUACAGAGCUCACCAGCCGGGCUGUACUGGCUGUGGCCCUGGGUCUGAAGGGCCUCCGGUUCCUCUCUCUGUCCCGGGACUGGAGGAUGACGGAUAAAGGGCUGGCUGAUCUGAUGAUGCUGCCGGAGCUGAGGACCCUGGAUCUGUCUGAGUGCCUGCAUGUCAGUGGGGCUGAGAUAGUGAAAGGGCUUUCUGCCCUGGAGCCCAGGGCACGGUUGGAGACACUCAGCUUCAAGAGCUGCACCUAUAUCAGGGACCUGGCUGUGUUCUCUCUGGCUCGGCUGCUGGGCUCCAGUUUGCGGGAGCUGGACCUCACCUCAUGCGUCUACCUCACAGACCUGAGUGUGCGUGCUAUCGCCACCUACCUGCCCGGGCUGGUGGUGCUGCGACUGGGCUGGUGCAAGGAGAUCACAGACUGGGGGCUGCUGGGCAUGGUGGAGCUCACCAAGGAGUGUGAGCCCAGCAAGGAAAUGGAGGACAAGGGGCCCAGCUUCACCCGUACUUUUGGAAAUAUGGGUUUCUUCCGGCCUCCCAGCAUGCCCUUCCAGGAGAAGCCCCGGCUGGUGACGGACGAGGACCUGGGGGUGUUCAAGGAACAGGAGGGGUCCUCACUGCUGGCCCUCAGGAGCCUCCAGGAGCUCGACCUGUCUGCCUGCUCCAAACUCACUGACAGCAGCAUCACACAGGUGCUGCGUUAUCCAGACCUCCAGCGCCUCUCUCUCUCCAUGCUGCCUGAGAUCAGUGAUGACAGCCUGGCGUCGGUGGCCUACCACUGCCGCAGCCUCACCAGCCUGGCACUCAGCCACUGCCCCCAGAUCAGUGACCAGGGUAUCGCCCGCGCCGCCCCCUACCUCGCCAGGCUGCAGCACCUCUACCUGUCCUGCUGCGACGCAGUCACAGAUAGGUCUCUCUCCAUGCUCGUCCAGCACUGUAAGAGACUGCGGACGCUGGACAUCUCCAUGUGUAAAGACAUCUCCAUAACAACGGUGGACCUCCUCCAAUCCCAGCUGCCCUUCCUAGAGAAUGUCCACUGCCGCUUUGUGGGCGGAGCUGACCUGACCCUCACACUCUGAUAGGGUUCUGACUAGGUGGAGUACAGCUAUGACUAGAAGGUACUUUUUCGUACCAGGUUAGGAGAAUGAUGUUAAGGUUAGCUAAAAUGCUCUCCUAACCUGCUACGAAAAGUAACUUCUGGUCGGAGCUGUACUCAAUUUAGUCACAACCGUCUGAUAGGUUGAAUGUCCCCAACAACAAAAAAAUUAUCCAGAAACGUUCUGCUUGAAUCACAAUUCAGUACCUGCUCUUAUUAUCCAGAGUUUUUGUAAUAGAUUCAGUAAUUUAUCUUAGUUUUAACUCCUGUAAACCCUAAUAUGGGGUGUAUGUAUUACUCAGUAAGGACCCAUAUGGCCAGUGUCUUAGACUCAAAUUAAGUCUUUAAUUAAAAACCAUUCUCAUUGGAGAAUCUGCAUUGUUGGGGCGGCAGGGUAGCCUAGUGGUUAGAGCGUUGGACUAGUAACCGGAAGGUUGCAAGUUCGAAUCCCCGAGCUGACACGGUACAAAUCUGUCGUUCAGCCCCUGAACAAGGCAGUUAACCCACCGUUCCUAGGCCGUCAUUGAAAAUAAGAAUUUGUUCUUAACUGACUUGCCUAGUUAAAUAAAGGUAAAAUAAAUUGUAAAGUUAUUUUAGGCUAGGAUUCAGUCCGAUUGCGCCAUUUCCAGGUCAUUUGUGAUUGAGUCGACAUGCUGCAUUUACCAUGAAUGUGGGGGCAUUGCCUUGAAAAGGUGCUUAGCGGACAAAAUGUGUUCGCAUUGGAUCCUUCGUUAGACUGCUUCAGCAUCUCCAACCUAAUGUGUGUUUGUGUAUAUAUAUAUAUAUAUAUAUGUGUGGGAGGGGUUGGCAAAAAAACAAGACAAAUUUCCCUCACGUGUGGACUAAUAAAGUCUAUCUAGUCUAGGACUAGAAACCGGCCCUUAAAGUUCUCCUUCAGUGGGCCAGGGGUGGGCAACUGUCGGCAUGCAGGCCCACAAAAUAAUGUAAUAAUAAGAACGGUCAGGUUUACUGUUGAACACGGGCUCGUGCUGAUGGAAUGGUAUCAAAUGGUUUCCAGGUGUUUGAUGCCAUUCCAUUUGUGCCGUUCCAGCCAUUAUUAUGAGCCGUUCUCCCCUCAGCAACCUCCACUGCUGUUGAGAGUUAGAAUAAUAGAAUACACAAGGUGCAGUUUUGAAAUUUGGUUGUGUAUCAGCAGUCACUCAAUUAGCCCGUCAGCAUUUUUUUUAAAUUGAAUUGGUUAGUUAGUCUAUGGAUGUGGGUACGCAGACCCACGAGCCACUGUGGACCCUCAUAAGUUUUUUUGUUUGUUGUGAAACCCCCCCCACCCCCAUCAAAGUUGCCCAUCACUGGUAUAAGCCGUGUGAUAUAAGGGCACUGUUAAUCUCAAGGUUUGUUUGAUUAGAAUGUGUCUGGUUUAAGGAGCUGAGGGACCAAAUCAGUAGAUACUGCACAAACCUUUAACUGGUCUAGAUGUGCUCUGAUUUAAAAAGCACCUUGUAGUUGAUCUCAGAACCAGAUCUUACGUGUUCAUUCUUAAAUGGCCAGACUAGAGAGAAAUAUUGAUAUCUAUUCAUCACUUUUUUUGUUUAGCUGGCUUAAUAUGUAAUUUUGUAUUCAACUUAAUUUAACACUGCCACUGAAGGAAGCAAAACUCUUAAUGUUUCUUUGAAAAUGUAAUAUGUAUCAAAUUUAAGAUUUAGUUGUUUCAAUAAAUGUAUGCUUAGAAUCA